Molecule: messenger RNA, 2656 nt
Organism: Pistacia vera
Lineage: Eukaryota; Viridiplantae; Streptophyta; Magnoliopsida; Sapindales; Anacardiaceae
Exons: 7
Coding region: 1-1938 (645 amino acids)
Source: RefSeq, a predicted model, not a curated record
AUGAAGAUGAUGAUUAUGAUCAGCUUGAAAACAAGAAGAGAUCCCACAACGGAUUCUAAUUCAGCGUACAAUUCUGUUCCAAAUCACGGUGGCUCCACCACCCCAAUUUCCAAAAUUGCAGAAACUUGUUUCCAUCAGAAACUGAGAUCAAGAAGGAGGAAAAACUUUCCAGGAGAUGAAAAUUUUGUCAUUUUUGCAAGAACCCAGUUGGAUUCCAGAGCUUCAAGUUCAAGAAAAGGAUUUGAUGAAGAGAUCUUUGGUGACUCUGUAACUCAGACUGAGUAUGAUUACAGCUUGUAUUCGGAUGAGGAUGGGGAGGAGGCGGAGGAGGAGGAAGAAGAAGUGCAUGAUAAUGAAAGGUAUUUUCAUGGAGAAACCACGGCGAAAGACCACUUGGUGGCAGACAUAAUCCAUGGUGGCGAAUCACUUGUGUUUUUGCACAACAACACCUUCCACCGGAGCCAACAAACUCAUGUUCAGGAAUUUACAAAUCCGCAACAUGACAAAGUGGUUGAAGAUCAUCAAGAAUAUCAAAGUUUUGACAGUAGUCAAUAUUCAGCUCGGGACUCAUCACCAUGCUCAGAAUCUGAACAUGAAGAUGAUGAUUAUGAUCAGCUUGAAGAACAAGAAGAGAUCCCACCAACGGAUUCUAAUUCAGCGUACAAUUCUGUUCCAAAUCACGGUGGCUCCACCACCCCAAUUUCCAAAAGUGAUUUUGUGGGAAAUGACCAAAACUGUGACGUUGCAGAAACUUGUUUCCAUCAAGAAACUGAGAUCAAGAAGGAGGAGAAAAACUUUCCAGGAGAUGAAAAUUUUGUCAUUUUUGCAAGAACCCAGUUGGAUUCCAGGAAGCUUCAAGUUCAAGAAAAGGAUAUUGAUGAAGAGAUCUUUGGUGACUCGUGUACUGUUGGGUCUACUUCCAAGAGCUCAUCAGAAUGGAGGAGCUCAAUCAAUUGCAGAGAUUCAGGAACAGAAGAUCCAUUUUCUUCUUCCUCCAGAAGGAGUUGCCCCAAGUGGGAGUCCUAUACAGUUUUUCAGAAAUAUGAUGAAGAAAUGAUGUUCCUCGACAGAGUUAGCGCACAAAAGCUCCAUGAAACAGAGUCCCUGAGAUCUAUCCAAGUCUGUCCAAGGUCAAUUUCGGACAGGAUUGUUCAAAAGUUUGCAACAAUAAACAAGAAGCCAUCAAACAUACGUCAUAACCCAUAUCAUGAACUGGAAGCUGCUUAUGUAGCUCAGAUUUGCCUGACGUGGGAGGCUCUAAAUUGGAACUAUAAGAACUUUCAAUGCAAGAGAGCUUCACGGCGAGACUUUGACCCGGGUUGUCCCGCCCACAUUGCGCAGCAGUUUCAGCAAUUUCAGGUUCUUUUGCAGCGAUACAUAGAAAACGAGCCCUAUGAACAGGGACGAAGACCUGAGGUAUAUGCUAGGAUGAGGCUUUUGGCUCCAAAGUUACUUCUAGUUCCGGAAUAUCGAGAUUCUGAAGACGAUCAAUCAAAGGAUGAAGGUUUUGCCUCAAGAAUUUCAUCGCCUGCAUUUAUUAUAAUAAUGGAAGAAGGAAUCAGAACGUUCAUGAAUUUUCUCAAGGCGGAUAAAGUGAAAGCCUGUCAAAUUCUCAAGUCAUUCUUUGGCAGAAAUCGAAGAGGCUCAGUUGAUCCAACUCUUCUUCAACUCAUGAAGAAAGUCAAUAAGAAAAAGAAGACGAAGCUGAAAGAUCUGCGGCGGUCGCGUAAAUGCCUGAGGAAGAGGAAGCUGACGGUGGAUGAAGAGGUGGAGAUUUUGAUGGGUUUAAUAGACUUGAAAGUGGUGUCUAGGGUUUUGAGAAUGAAUGAUUUAAGUGAAGAACAGUUGCAUUGGUGUGAAGAGAAGAUGAGCAAAGUGAGUGUUAUGGAAGGCAAAUUACAAAGAGAUUCCUCUCCACUUUUCUUCCCAGCACAUUGACCCACUUUUACACAUUACAACUAUUGCUUGAUGACUAGACCAUGAACGUGCAUUUCUCGAUAUAUUGAAUAUCCUAAGCACCUAACACUUUUCUUUUUGUAUAUACAGUAUUAUACAUAAAAAAAAUAAACGGACUUAUCGCGUCAUCUAUAAGACUGUGUUCAUAUGUCUAUCCCGUCUUCGACUUUUUUCUUCUUUGUGGAAAUAUAUAUAGAGAGGGGCCUACAAAUCAAAGUGGCUACAUGUGAGUGACAUGGAAUUUGGAGAUAUCGAUCGAUGAAAGAGAAAAGAUGGUGUGGUGUAGGGUUUGAGGAUGAACAAUGAAAGUGAAAGAGGAGGGACAAAGCAAAGAACACGAAGAUGGAGACAAAGGUAGCUUUAGUUUGCUUUAAUAGAUAGCUUUAUUAUAUUUUUUGUAUUAGGGUUUACCUGUAAUUAAAAGAAGAGAAGAGAAGAGAAGAGAAAGCAAAGCUGCUACGACUCAUGCAGUGGAAUAAAAAAGAGGGUGACCCACUUCGUUUGGGAAUUGAAAUUACAUCAAAAUAAAUGAAAAAAAAAAAAAAUUCCCCUUUAAGGUGUAUGUAGACUCUGUAGAAGGUAUAAGUUUUCAUUCUAUAUAUGCGAUGUGAUAGAUCAGAUCAUAUCUUUAUUUUUUUUUUUAACAGUAAGUGCUUGGCAGUCACUUUCAUUGAUUCUUUAGAUUCUCGAUCUGAUUCCU